UGGCAGCUCAUACAGAGCUGGACAUCGCUCAUUAGUGGAGGAGACAAGCUCUGUAUUUCAGGAACCGGGGACUCGUUCACAGCAGGGACUACAAACAUGACAACCACUAAUGGGACCAUUGAGAACGGACAGCCAGACAAAAAGCAUCCCAUACUGCCCAGACCACUCUGUAACCUGGAGAUCCAGCAUCGCAAGAUAUUCAUUAACAAUGAUUGGCACAGCUCCGUGAGCGGCAGACAAUUUCCUGUAUCCAACCCAGCCACUGGCAAGAAGAUCUGUGAAGUGGAGGAGGCAGAUAAGGAAGAUGUUGACAAGGCAGUCGAAGCUGCGAGGGCGGCAUUCCAAAAAGGGUCCCCAUGGAGAACGCUGGACGCCACUGGCAGAGGAAAACUGCUUCACCGGCUGGCUGACCUCCUAGAACGAGACAGAAUCAUCCUGGCUACACUGGAAACAAUGGACACAGGAAAACCUUUCCUCCAUGCCUUUAUGGUGGACCUCGAGGGCUGCAUUAGGACUUUGCGUUAUUAUGCAGGCUGGGCUGACAAGAUACAAGGAAAGACUGUCCCAGUUGAUGAAAAUUUCCUCUGCUUCACUGUGCAUGAACCCAUCGGAGUGUGUGGGGCCAUUACCCCUUGGAACUUCCCGCUGAUGAUGCUGAUCUGGAAGAUGGGUCCAGCGCUCUGCUGUGGGAACACACUUGUUAUAAAACCAGCAGAACAGACACCUCUCACGUCGCUCUACAUGGGAUCUUUAAUUAAAGAGGCUGGCUUCCCUCCCGGAGUAGUCAAUAUUGUUCCAGGUUAUGGACCUACCGCUGGAGCAGCCAUCUCUUACCAUCCAGAUAUUGACAAAGUUGCCUUCACUGGCUCUACAGAGGUUGGAAAAUUAAUUAAGGAAGCUGCAUCUAAAAGUAACUUGAAACGCUGCACUUUGGAACUCGGGGGGAAAAAUCCAUGUAUUGUCUUGGCAGAUUGUGACAUGGAGCUUGCUGUAGAGUGCGCUCAUCAAGGUGUCUUCUUCAAUCAAGGCCAGUGCUGCACUGCAGCCUCUCGUGUUUAUGUAGAGGAAUCUAUCUAUGCAGAGUUUGUCCGACGCAGUGUGGAUCAUGCCAAACGGCGGCUGGUGGGGGACCCACUAGAUCCCAAAACUGAACAAGGUUCUCAGAUCGACCAAGAACAAUUUAACAAGGUCAUGGGUUUCAUACAGUGUGGGAAGGAAGAGGGAGCAAAGCUGGAAUGUGGUGGGUCAGCAAUCGGGGACCGAGGAUUGUUCAUUAAACCAACUGUAUUUUCUGAGGUGACAGACGACAUGAGGAUAGCCAAGGAAGAGAUUUUUGGGCCUGUUCAAGCAAUUCUGAAAUUCAAAAACAUAGAGGAAGUGGUAAAGAGAGCAAACAGCUCACAGUAUGGUCUGACAGCAGCUGUGUUCACCGGGAGCCUGGACAAAGCGCUGACUAUUGCCUCGGCCUUGCAGUCUGGAACGGUGUGGAUUAACUGCUACAAUGCCCUGCAUGCACAGACACCAUUUGGAGGUUUCAAGAUGUCAGGGAAUGGCAGAGAACUGGGAGAGUAUGCUCUGUCAGAAUAUACAGAGGUUAAAACAGUCACCAUUAAACUGGCUCAGAAGAACCCCUGAGAAGUGAAACUGGAGUAAAAGAAUGAACCAGGACAUUGUAAAACAAUCAAUAUUCUCACAAUGAUAGCUCAAAUGGCUGAAAAGACUGGCAAGACUGUAUUUUUAUUUUUUCAAUUU
Molecule: messenger RNA, 1752 nt
Organism: Pelobates fuscus (common spadefoot toad)
Lineage: Eukaryota; Metazoa; Chordata; Amphibia; Anura; Pelobatidae
Gene: ALDH1A3
Product: aldehyde dehydrogenase 1 family member A3
Exons: 13
Coding region: 97-1635 (512 amino acids)
Molecular function (GO): aldehyde dehydrogenase (NAD+) activity
Source: RefSeq, a predicted model, not a curated record